Molecule: messenger RNA, 786 nt
Organism: Arxiozyma heterogenica
Lineage: Eukaryota; Fungi; Ascomycota; Saccharomycetes; Saccharomycetales; Saccharomycetaceae
Gene: FOL2
Product: GTP cyclohydrolase I
Exons: 1
Coding region: 1-786 (261 amino acids)
Biological process (GO): tetrahydrofolate biosynthetic process; tetrahydrobiopterin biosynthetic process
Cellular component (GO): cytoplasm
Molecular function (GO): GTP cyclohydrolase I activity; GTP binding; zinc ion binding
Source: RefSeq, a predicted model, not a curated record
AUGAUCCAUUCUCAUUUAUCUAAUGAAAUAAUCGCAAAGCAUGGCAACUCUGAUUCAUCAGACAGCGAGCAGGACUCACAACCUAUCGUUCGUAAUGCCACUCCAUUAAACAUUAAACCUGCCAAAACAUAUACAUUAAAGGCCCCAGUAGAGGCAGAUGGUUUCUCGUGGCCAAGCAUAGGGACUUAUAAAAGAGCCCAAGAGACUCCAGAAGAGGAACAACAAAGGAUCGACAGAAUUGCGUCUGCUGUCAAAACUAUCUUGACUGAAUUAGGUGAAGAUAUCGCGAGAGAAGGCCUAUUAGACACACCACAGAGGUACGCUAAGGCUAUGCUAUAUUUCACAAAGGGAUACCAUACUAAUAUUAGAGAUGAUGUAUUGAAAAAUGCUGUCUUUGAAGAAGAUCAUGAUGAAAUGGUCAUUGUCCGUGAUAUUGAAAUAUAUUCCCUAUGUGAGCAUCAUUUAGUCCCCUUCUACGGGAAAGUUCACAUAGGUUAUAUUCCAAAUAAAAAAGUUAUUGGGUUAAGUAAAUUGGCUAGAUUGGCCGAAAUGUACACAAGAAGGUUACAAGUUCAAGAAAGAUUAUCUAAACAGAUAGCUAUGGCGUUGCAAGCUAUCUUAAAACCCCUAGGUGUGGCUGUCGUUAUUGAAGCCACUCAUAUGUGUAUGGUGUCUAGAGGUAUCCAAAAGACAGGUUCUUUGACACAGACAUCAUCCAUGUUGGGUGCGUUUAGAGCUCAUAAAACAAGAGAAGAAUUUUUAACUCUACUUAAUAGAAAUCGUUAA